This is a messenger RNA of Mytilus trossulus (common blue mussel), 2340 nucleotides long. Its product is annotated as sodium-dependent proline transporter-like. The coding region runs from base 220 to 2013 and encodes 597 amino acids. The record is from RefSeq and is a predicted model, not a curated record. Lineage: Eukaryota; Metazoa; Mollusca; Bivalvia; Mytilida; Mytilidae. Gene Ontology annotation, cellular component: plasma membrane. Gene Ontology annotation, biological process: sodium ion transmembrane transport. The transcript is spliced from 14 exons.
UUACCUACAUAAGCCUGAACAUGUCGUAGCGGGUCACAUAUGAUUACACUGACUGAUCAACAACAUUAGGUUAUUGGUGCCUUUUGGGAACAGUGCAGUCCUAAUUUGAACUCAAGUGUAUGAAGAUAAUUUUUGGUGUUAAUUCAUUAACUUUAUUUCUGGGAUUAAAACAAAUUAGCAGACCAAUAAGGCAUAAAAGAGAGAAAGGGAAAAAACAAAAUGAGCAAAGACAGUGAAAGUUCUGUGUCUGACAAUGAAGUUAUAGAGAGGGGAGUGUGGUCGAGGAAGAUUGAAUACUUGUUAUCCGUCCUUGGAUACAUUGUAGGAUUAGGGAACCUAUGGCGUUUUCCUUAUAUUUGUCUGAGAAAUGGGGGAGGUGCGUUUUUGAUACCGUUUUUCAUCUGUCUGGUGUUCUGUGGAAUACCUUUGUUCUUCCUUGAAACAGCAGUUGGACAGUUCACUGGACAAGGUACACUUCAUGUGUGGGAGGUCUGUCCAAUUUUCAAAGGAGUUGGAGUAGGUAUGCUCAUAUCAAUGACUAUUUUUUGUAUUUAUUACAAUGUUAUUAUGGCAUGGUCACUGUAUUACAUAGCAAGUUCGUUUGCCGUGCCUCUACCAUGGACAUCCUGCAAUAAUGAAUGGAAUAGCGAAUAUUGUACAGACGACCGCAGUACUUUAAAUCUGACAUCCCAAGUUAUGCAAGGCAUUAAUUCAACUAACAGCACUCCGAAUUGGAUAACGGCUCAAGAAGAAUUUUGGCAAGAAAGUGUGCUGGGUAUGUCUUUAGGAAUAGAAGAAAUUGGUACUAUUAAUUGGAAGUUGAUGCUGUGUUUACUAGGAGCAUGGGUGGUUGUUGGUUUAUGCAUCAUUAAAGGUGUUAAAUCUCUUGGAAAAGUAGUGUAUGUGACAGCUACUAUACCAUACAUAUUACUUACUGUUAUUCUUGUCCGAGGACUUACACUUGAUGGGUCAAUAAAUGGAAUUAAAGUUUACCUUUCCCCAGAUUUCAGCAAAUUAUUGGAACUUCAGGUUUGGCUAGAAGCUGCAAUUCAAGUGUUUUAUUCUCUUGGGCCUGGAUGGGGACCAUUGUUCACUAUGGCAAGUUUUAAUAAGUUUAACAAUAACUGUCUUCGUGACUCAGUACUGCUGUCAUUAGCUGGUGAGGGAACCAGUUUAUAUUCAGGAUUUAUUAUCUUCACGGUUCUUGGAUUUAUGUCAACAUCCUUCUCACUUCCUAUAGAUAAACUAGUCAAGUCAGGUCCUGGACUGGGUUUUAUUGUAUACCCGGAAGCAUUAGCCCAAUUACCUGGACAAAAUGUUUGGGCUUUUAUAUUUUUUGUGAUGCUGUUAACAGUUGGUUUGGAUAGUCAGUUCGCAUAUUGUGAGGCUGUUAUCGUAGCUUGUACAGACAAAUUUAAAAAACUGAGAAAAAGAAGAAUCCUGUUUGUUGUAGCAUUUUGUAUUGCAAACUUCCUUCUUGGUUUAAUCAUGGUUACACAGGGAGGCAUAUACGUGUUCCAGUUGGUUGAUUGGUACAUAGCAGCAUUUUCUCCGGCUGUUUUUGGACUCAUUGAAUGUAUUGUCUUUGGUUGGAUAUACGGAUUUGAUAGAUUCUCAAAAGAUGUCCAUUUGAUGCUUGGAAGGGGGAUACCAAUGUUCUUCAGAAUUUGUAUUUGCUUCAUAACACCUGCUAUUCUGUUGGGAUUGUUUGUUUACAGUUUGACAUCAUAUAAACCUCCAUCAUACGGGUCUUACGAAUAUCCACUUUUAGCAGCAGGGUUUGGAACAUUUUUGUCAAUCUUACCGUUAAUACCAAUACCUAUUUGUGCUGUUGGUAUUGUUUUACAUGCACCUGGAGACACACUAAAAGAUAAAAUUGCAACAGCAUUGAAACCAACUCCAAAAUGGAAGCCUGUCAGUAAAGAACUUCAGGACAGUUACUAUGAUAGUGACAGUGAAAGUAGCAGAAGCUUGAUUGAGACAAUAAAAUUGAAUGUCAUGGGGCAUACAUAAUAUUUCGACAAGGACAAUAUUGAGACUUUAGACAUAUACAGUUAUGAAAGUAGUGUAAAAAAAGUGAUUAUUAAAUAGUUUUUUUACCGCUCAUUCAUUUAUUUCAAGUUGUAUCUGUUAUAUUAUUCAUUUAAAUGUAUUUGUUUUAAAGAUGUUUAGUUUAUCUCAUUGAUAUUUACUAUAGAGAGGCAAAAAGAUACUAUUAGGAUAUUUAAAGAUGUUCGACCGAUUUUAUCCUUAUUUGUUUAUCUUAUAGUGUCAAAAUAUAAAGGUAAUGAGUUGAUGAAACUCAAUUGUGUUCGCUUAUUAAAGAAUCUUUAUUUUUUA